Penicillium vulpinum is the source of this 414-nucleotide messenger RNA. RefSeq names its product aegerolysin family protein. Bases 1 to 414 code for a protein of 137 amino acids. Gene Ontology annotation, biological process: symbiont-mediated hemolysis of host erythrocyte. NCBI's taxonomy places the organism in Eukaryota, Fungi, Ascomycota, Eurotiomycetes, Eurotiales, Aspergillaceae. The transcript has 2 exons. The record is from RefSeq and is a predicted model, not a curated record.
AUGGAUACUAUCGACAAGUACAAUACCAAGUGGGUCCAAUUCCACAUUCGGGACCAUAUCAAAGAUGGCCAGAUCCUAGUUCAGAACACCGUCAUUGAAGGCGGCGAAUUUGCCGACCCCAACGACCGCCGCAAGUCCCUUACCGAAGACGAGAUCGACGAGAUCAAGAUCUCCGGCGACGGCAUUGGCGAGUUCGGCGCUAGAAGCCGGCGCGGCAGUGAGGGCCGUCUAGACUUAUUUCAUGACGAUGAGAAGAUCUGCGAGCUCCACUGGGAAAACCGUGGGGGAGAGCACGAGAAUUUGGUGGAGGUGCUGGACAAGAACAACAGAUACAAGAUCAACCAUUGUGGAUGGAGUUCCGAGCCCGGCCCCCUGGGACAUGUCUUUAUCGAUGUUGAGGAGAAGAAGGAAUAG